GUUGUAUCACAGGAAGUGGUGUGAGAAAUGCGGAGAGACCCCAGAUCACCCUAUUCCCCGCGAUUAUAUCCCACUUCUCCAUACCCGGGGUUGCAUACUAACUGAGACCAGGUAGUCGAUGAGUGUUACCCAUCGCAAGGUAGUGUAUUGCGAGUUGAGGGUCAUCGUCGAUACAAAAACAGCCAUGUCUCCCACUUUAUCAUCAACUUAUCCUCCUCAGAUCGAUAACAUUCAUCGCAACAACACCAAUAAAAGAUCAACUGUCGACACGAAAUGAAUCAUCUCCGCCAUCGUUUGCCUGCCCCUCGGCUGGAUCGCAUUGCCUCCAAAGCCCGUCGGGAUCAAGAAACAGGGUCCGAAUCCAACGCGUACCAACCCUCUCGCCUUACGGAAUUGGCCCAGCAGGCUCCGCCGUGGUAUCAAUCUGCUGCGCGACGACAUCUGUAUUUGCUCUUGUUUCCGGCCUGUGUCAUUUCCUACGCAACCAGUGGCUACGAUGGAUCGAUGAUGAAUUCCUUGCAAACAGUCUCGUACUGGGAUGAGUUCUUCGGCACCCCUCGUGGGUCGCAACUUGGGCUCAUGAGCGCCAUCAUGUCUCUAGGCAGCAUCUGCUCCACGCCUGUGGCUCCUUGGGUAGCCGAUCGUUUUGGACGACGAUGGGGAAUCACCGUUGGCAGUAUCAUCAUGAUCAUCGGCGCUAUAUUGCAGUGCGAGAGCACCACCUUUGCCAUGUUCGUCGGUAGCCGGUUCGUCUUGGGCUUCGGUUUGUCAUUUGCAACCACCGCGUCUCCGAGCAUGGUGAGCGAGCUGGCACAUCCCAAAGACCGCGUGACAAUUACCGCCAUCUGCAACACAUGCUGGUUCUUGGGUAGCAUUACUGCUGCCUGGGUCACUUAUGGAACACGAACGAUUCCCAGCACCUGGUCCUGGCGUCUCCCAUCUCUCCUCCAGAUGGCACCGAGUGUUAUUCAGCUCUCAACAGUGUGGUUUUUGCCCGAAUCACCUAGGUGGCUCAUUUCGAAUGACCGCGACUCCGAAGCACUCGCAGCUCUUUCUCGGUAUCAUGGCGACGGAGCCGAAACCGAACUGGUUAAAAUGGAAUAUAACGAGAUUAGAUCAGCCAUCGAGCACGAAAAAUCGUCGGGACAAACAACUUGGAAAUCUAUGAUCAGUACCCCGGGCAACCGUUAUCGAAUGUUCUUGGUUGUUUGCAUGGGCGUUUUCAGUCAAUGGAGUGGCAAUGGCCUCAUUUCUUACUAUCUUUCUCGAAUCAUGGACUCGGUGGGCAUCAAGGAUAAAACCACCCAGGCCUUGGUGAAUGGCCUUGUCAACAUCUGGAAUUGGGCUCUAGCCUUGACAACCGCCUUCUUCGUCGAGAGGAUCGGCCGUCGCCCACUGUUCCGCGUCUCAACCAUUGGCAUGCUACUCGUUUUCGCUGGAUGGACCGUGGCGUCUGCACGCUUUGCAGAGACCGAAGCCCGUUCAGCAGGUCUUGCUGUCAUGGCACUGAUUUUCAUCUACGAGAUCUUUUACUGCAUAGCUUUCUCGCCGCUGCCAGUCGCAUAUUCGGUCGAAGUACUGCCAUACUCUAUCCGCGCAAAGGGUAUGGCCACUUAUGUGUUUUCCACCAAAGCCGCGGUUUUUGUCAACCAAUUUGUCAAUCCCAUUGGCCUCGAGAGAAUUGGCUGGAAGUUCUAUAUUGUUUAUGUAGUUAUUCUUGCCGUGGAGAGCUUUAUAGCCUAUGGGUGGUUUGUGGAGACGAAGGGUAAAACGCUCGAGGAGAUUGCUGUGAUUUUCGAUGGCGCCGAGGGUGAUUGUGUUGCCGGUGCUAAGACAUCAAAGGUUAUCCAGGUUGAGGAAACAGAAAAUGCGGGUUUGGAAGCGGGAAAAUAA
Molecule: messenger RNA, 1893 nt
Organism: Ilyonectria robusta
Lineage: Eukaryota; Fungi; Ascomycota; Sordariomycetes; Hypocreales; Nectriaceae
Product: general substrate transporter
Exons: 4
Coding region: 274-1893 (539 amino acids)
Biological process (GO): transmembrane transport; carbohydrate transport
Cellular component (GO): membrane
Molecular function (GO): carbohydrate:proton symporter activity
Source: RefSeq, a predicted model, not a curated record